This is a messenger RNA of Daktulosphaira vitifoliae (grape phylloxera), 1046 nucleotides long. RefSeq names its product protein FRG1 homolog (gene FRG1). Bases 154 to 936 code for a protein of 260 amino acids. Gene Ontology annotation, molecular function: actin filament binding. NCBI's taxonomy places the organism in Eukaryota, Metazoa, Arthropoda, Insecta, Hemiptera, Phylloxeridae. The record is from RefSeq and is a predicted model, not a curated record. The transcript has 6 exons. Gene Ontology annotation, cellular component: catalytic step 2 spliceosome; nucleolus; striated muscle dense body.
AUUGUUAUGAUAAUUUGUCGAUAAAAUUCAUUUUAAGUACUGCUUAUAUAAUGUCUACUUCUUUAUUGAAAUAAUAAUAAUAGUAAAUUAAAGUACAAUUAGUCAACCAAAUCAGUUUACCGUUGUAUUUAGUUAAAUUGUUGAUUUUCAAAUAUGUCUGAAUAUCAUAAGGUUAGAGUUUCAAAAUUAAUUUUGAAAAAUGAAAAAGUUAAAAAAAAGAAGAAGAAAGACAAAUCAAAAAAUAAUGAUCCAAAAAUAAAUAAAGAAGAAAGUAUAGAUAAAAUUAGUCAUGGUAAUUGGGCAGAAGCUAAAAUAAUAAGUGAAAUAUCUGGUCCUAUCGCCCUUGAAUUUGGCAAUCAAACUUAUGUAACAGCAAUGGAUAAUGGUUUAUUUACACUUGGUCCUCCUCAUAAUGAAGGUGAUGGACCACUUCCAGAAGAAAUAUUAACAGCAAUAGCAAUAAAUGAAACCAGAGUAGCUUUUAAAUCUGGUUAUGGAAAAUACUUGGGUGUUGAUAAGGAUGGUACCAUUGUAGGAAGAUCUGAUGCUAUUGGAUUAUUGGAACAGUUUGAACCCAUUUUUCAAGAUAAUAAAUUAGCUAUAUUGGCUUCUACUGGAUGUUUUAUUAGUAUUAGAAAUGAAGAUGAUUCACUAGUUGCUAUGAGUAGAACGGCUGGCUCAAAUGAAAUAGUUAAAGUUAGAUUACAUGCUCCAGAAAAUACUGAAGAAGAGUCUAAUGUGUUAGAUGAAAAGAAAGGAAACAUUAAAGAUAUUGAAAAGAAUUAUGUAAAAAUGUUUCAAAAAUUUCAAGAUAAAAAGAUGCGAGUAAUAGAAGGAAAACAUAGCUUAUUGAAAAAAGCACAAAAAGAAGGGAAACUACAUGAAUCACUAUUAGAUCGUAGAGCAAAAACUAAAGCUGAUAGAUAUUGUAAAUAAAUUAUUGUAAAUAUAUUGAUGACAUUUUUACAUUUAACUUUCUUUAUACAAUAUUAUUAUCAUAUACUGCUUAAUAUUAACAUAUAUCAAUAAAGAUUCAUACUUUAAAA